Messenger RNA from Eutrema salsugineum, 2033 nucleotides. Its product is annotated as cationic amino acid transporter 5. Gene Ontology annotation, cellular component: plasma membrane. NCBI's taxonomy places the organism in Eukaryota, Viridiplantae, Streptophyta, Magnoliopsida, Brassicales, Brassicaceae. The record is from RefSeq and is a predicted model, not a curated record. The transcript has a single exon. Gene Ontology annotation, molecular function: L-glutamate transmembrane transporter activity; L-lysine transmembrane transporter activity. Gene Ontology annotation, biological process: amino acid transport; transmembrane transport. The coding region runs from base 150 to 1862 and encodes 570 amino acids.
CAAGUUGAGGAUAGUAUCGAGAAUUAGUACAAAACUUGUAUGAAACUUCUACUAGUCAAACAAUGGAACUGAUUGGUAGCCCCAUGAACUUAGAUCUCCUCCAUAAACUUAGGAAAGAAAUCCCAAAGCUCUGAAGCAGAGAGAGAGAAAUGGAUGGUGAAGAGAGAGGGUACUGGAGAUGGAGCAAGAAGGAUUUCUUUCCUGAGGAAUCUUUCCAGAGCUUGGCUAGUUACAGAGCAGCUCUGUCUCAGACAUGUUCAAGGUUCAAGAACAGGUUGGUUAGUAGGUCUGAUGAUGAGAACGAGCGGUUCGAGCUCAGGAAACAGAGCGAGCACGAGAUGAAACGUUGUCUCACGUGGUGGGAUUUACUCUGGUUCGGAUUCGGGUCAGUGAUCGGGGCUGGAAUCUUUGUCUUGACAGGUCAAGAAGCUCAUGAACAAGCAGGACCAGCUAUUGUCUUGUCCUAUGUUGUUUCAGGUUUUUCCGCAAUGCUCUCUGUCUUCUGCUACACGGAGUUCGCUGUGGAAAUCCCCGUGGCUGGUGGUUCGUUCGCUUAUUUACGGAUCGAGCUCGGAGAUUUCGCAGCUUUCAUCACUGCAGGAAAUAUACUUCUUGAGAGUAUAGUUGGAACUGCAGCUGUUGCUAGAGCCUGGACUUCAUAUUUUGCAACUCUUCUGAAUCGCAGCCCAAACGCUCUACGGAUCAAAACUGACCUCACUAGUCCCGGUUUUAACCUCCUGGACCCGAUAGCUGUCUUGGUUUUAGCUGUUGCAGCUACACUCGCAUCCAUAAGCACCCGGAAGACUUCAUUGCUUAACUGGAUAGCUUCUGCUAUCAACACUUUAGUGAUACUUUUCGUGAUAAUCGCAGGUUUUAUCCACGCCAAGACCUCGAACUUGACUCCAUUCUUGCCUUAUGGACCCGAGGGAGUGUUUCGAGCAGCUGCAGUUGUGUACUUUGCAUAUGGAGGAUUUGAUAGCAUAGCAACAAUGGCUGAAGAAACCAAGAAUCCAUCAAGAGACAUACCGAUUGGAUUACUCGGUUCAAUGUCGAUAAUCACUGUGAUAUACUGCUUGAUGGCAUUGUCCUUGAGUAUGAUGCAGAAGUACACAGAGAUAGAUCCAAACGCAGCUUACUCGGUAGCGUUCCAGAGCGUUGGAAUGAAAUGGGGAAAGUACUUGGUGGCUCUUGGUGCCCUCAAAGGGAUGACUACUGUUCUUCUAGUAGGAGCAUUGGGACAAGCACGAUACGUUACUCACAUUGCAAGGACGCAUAUGAUACCGCCUGUAUUUGCACUUGUCCAUCCCAAAACCGGAACACCAAUAAACGCAAACCUCCUUGUAACAAUCCCAAGUGCUCUCAUUGCUUUCUUUUCAGGUUUAGAUGUUUUGGCGAGCCUCCUAUCGAUAAGUACUCUUUUCAUCUUCACAAUGAUGCCCAUCGCACUACUAGUGAGGAGAUACUACGUUAGAGAAGUCACUCCAAGAGCUGAUCUUCUUAAGCUUAUCAUUUGCAUCUUGAUCGUUGUUGCUUCUUCAAUGGCUACUUCAGCUUAUUGGGGAAUGAGACUCAAGGGAUCAUGGAUCGGAUACACAGUAACAGUUCCUUUCUGGUUCUUGGGGACAUUGGGGAUAGUAUUCUUUGUUCCUCAGCAGAGAACUCCGAAAGUGUGGGGAGUACCGUUAGUCCCGUGGAUACCGUGCUUAUCGAUUGCUACAAAUAUCUUUCUCAUGGGAUCUUUGGGAACUCAGGCUUUUGUAAGGUUUGGGGUUUGCACUUUAGUCAUGUUGCUAUACUAUUUUUUGCUUGGUCUUCAUGCUACAUACGAUAUGGCUCAUCAGAAAAUCGUGCCUAGAUCUUAAACUUAUGAUAUCAGCGAGGGAAUGCAAGUCUAAAAGUCUCCAAAAUCACUCUAAUGUCGUUAUUCUGCUUUCAAGCUUUCUACAUGACUUGCUUCUUUCUGGCAUCUGUGUAACCUGCAAAGGUGAAGACAUAAAGUUUAUACCUUUUUUGGAUAUUGAUAAAAAGAAAAA